Molecule: messenger RNA, 695 nt
Organism: Delphinapterus leucas (beluga whale)
Lineage: Eukaryota; Metazoa; Chordata; Mammalia; Artiodactyla; Monodontidae
Source: RefSeq, a predicted model, not a curated record
GACACAGCCAGCAAUGAGCAGGUCUGAGGCUAGACUCCAGGACCACUGCUCGUCCUGAUGACACUCCAGCUGCCUCUCGACAUUAACUGGUGCCAUCACAGACCCGUGUUGCAUUUUUUUAACUUUGGGGCAAGUAGUCACUUUGGGAGUGAUGUGUGUAAUGAAGCCAUUGCAACUGCUUGGAAUGUUUCAAUAGGAGACUGUGUUCUGUGUCCACCCAGGGCCAGUUCAUCGGGAUGCACUUUUGUGCCAGAGGCAAGCUGUCAUCUGCAGACAUCGACAUCUAUUUGCUUGAAAAAUCCCGGGUUGUUUUCCAGCAGCCUGGAGAGAGGAACUACCAUAUAUUCUAUCAAAUUCUGUCUGGGAAAAAAGAACUUCAUGCAAGCCAUGGACAUUUUGGGCUUUCUUCCUGAUGAGAAGUACGGAUCCUACAAACUCACUGGAGCCAUCCUGCACUUCAGAAACAUGAAAUUUAAACAGAAGCCCAGAGAAGAGCAAGUAGAAGCAGAUGGCACAGAAAAUGCUGACAAAGCUGCUUUCCUCAUGGGCGUUAACUCCUCUGAGGUGGUGAAGGGCUUGAUCCAUCCUAGAAUCAAAGUUGGUAAUGAAUAUGUUACUAGAGGCUAAAUUUAGAACAGCCUUGAAGUAUAACAGCAUUGAAGAAAUUUGCAUUAAUUUUACCACUGAAAAUUUAC